Suillus discolor is the source of this 903-nucleotide messenger RNA. RefSeq lists its product as uncharacterized. The transcript has 3 exons. Bases 1 to 903 code for a protein of 300 amino acids. Lineage: Eukaryota; Fungi; Basidiomycota; Agaricomycetes; Boletales; Suillaceae. The record is from RefSeq and is a predicted model, not a curated record.
AUGCAGCAUUCAAGGGCUCUUGCUAGGCUCUGCAAUCCAGGACGCUGCUACAAGCAGGGAGCUCAGUCAUACUCCACGAAUAGUCCAUUUGCAUCUUUUAUUUCAGAUGUAAAAAUUCCAGAGUCAGUGGCAGCUUCUGUAGAAGAAGCGCGUCGGAGUGCCCCGAGACUUAGUUCAUUGGGAGACAUAGAAAUUCCCUCGGUCGUUCCAUCAUCCACCACUUCUCUGUUCGCUGCACGUGCUGCUCAGAGGCAGAAGAGGCAGUUGACUGAAGCUGCGCCCAAAAAGGUCGAGGCUAAAGUUGUACACACACCGAAACCAACUUCGCUGCUAUCUAGAAGGUCUCAAAUAAUCCCGAAAGACGAGGAGAGACGUCCCAAUGAUGGACCCUCGAACCCGCAGACUGCCGCCGCUCACCCUCGUCCGAGACGGCCCCUUCCUGCGGAGACUACUAGGUCAGCACCAGCAGAAAUGCGCACAGACCGGCGAAGGGAAAGUCCAAGGGUUCCAAAGCCAAGCCGUGCUGUUAAGCCUACAUCUCCUGUCAAGGAUCUCAAUGAAACCGACACACCCGCUCCGCCAGCAUUGCAUGUUAGCUUCAACAACACUGACUUGUCGGAGCUGUUCAGUUCACCGGCCCUCAUUCCCUAUGUCGCUCAACCAUCAAUUGCCCAGUCACGCAUUGACUCUCGGGUGCAACUUCUGAAAGAACGUGCCGGCGAUUACUCGCGAUAUCUUCCGGAGAACAUUGAAACCACAACUCAGACGCCAGGGUCAAUAGAUUACGCGAAAUUGAUUUUGGCUCGUAGGAGAGAAGUUGGAUUAAGGCCGAGACGCGCCGCCGUGGAGCUCAUGCAUCAAGCAGGACUUAGUCCCACGCCAGUCCCUGCAAUUUCAUCGUAA